AUGAGCGGCGUUACGGAGCUUGAUCUCAACUUCCGUCAUUACUCUACUGUAUACUAUAUCGGUUUUCUUGAGGCUUCUGUCCCCUAUAAGCCCUUUAACUUGCCUCAAUGCCUCUUUAGCUGCGAUUCUUUAAUCCAUCUGAAUUUGGCUCUCUGCGAUUUCAACUGUCCAUUGAAUUUCAAUGGUUUACAAGCUCUGAAAACGCUCCAUCUUCGACGGGUUCAUCUGAAUUGCCUGCUUCUUGAGGAAUCGAAUUUAAGGGAGUGUUUCAGUCUGGACUACAUCAAGGUUUCUGGUCCCAAUCUGCGGCUUAAGAGUUUGAUCGUAGUAGCUCGUGGGUCCCCUAAGAUUGAGAUUUCUGCUCCAAAUCUCCAAUCAUUUGAUUACUGUGGUGCUCUUUUCUAUGGACCUUCAUUCGCAAACUUUUCACAGUUGGUGGAUGUGAUUUUAAAUUCAAGAGGCUAUCAACACAAGGAACCAGAGCAUGAUUAUAUACAGAUUUUGAAAGACCUGGCUCAUGUUAAGGUUCUAACCGUAUGCGACGAGCCUCUUAAGCAGAUAGGAAUGUCGUCUAAAGAGAAAUAUUACACAUGGGAAGAUUUACCGAUCACCUUCGACAAUCUGCAAGAGUUGCAGCUGAUGCUAACAUCGACUAGCAAUAAAUCUCUCUCCGACCUCUAUGCCUUCUUUGCAAACUGUUUUUUCCUUCUUUGGAGAAACUUUUCAUUCAAGUCCUAACAAAUGAAACCCUUGAUGGCUUCUAUAAAAAAUUAGUUGUGGAAGAGCCUUCGAAUUGCAUUUUCCAUAAUCUCAAGUCAAUCAAGAAAACUGGUUUUACGGGGAGCAGAAAUCAAAUGCAAUUGAUAAAGUUUCUACUAGAGAAGGCCAUUGUGCUCGAUGCUCUGAUAUUAAUUGUGCCAAAGAAUUAUCUGUCUCAAUGGGAAUUUAAUAAAAUCCCACCACUAGUGUCUCUCCAUAAUCAACUUCUGUUGCUACCAAAAGCAUCAUCGAACGCUCGGAUUCUGUUAUGUGAACAGUCACACAAAGAUAGCAACUUAUGGCCCACACAUACUGAAGUUUACUCUUGGUCGACAUCAAAUUAUUAUUAAUUGACACAUGAAUAGCUACCGUUCCAAUGAAUAAUGUAAUGUGUGAACCGUCCGUGCUUAUUUGAAGUAUGCACUUAAAUUGUUA
This is a messenger RNA of Magnolia sinica, 1194 nucleotides long. Its product is annotated as F-box/FBD/LRR-repeat protein At1g13570-like. The transcript has 3 exons. The record is from RefSeq and is a predicted model, not a curated record. Lineage: Eukaryota; Viridiplantae; Streptophyta; Magnoliopsida; Magnoliales; Magnoliaceae. The coding region runs from base 1 to 738 and encodes 245 amino acids.